UGAAAAGACGCAUGAAAAGGCGUGCCAAAAGCACUAUAAAACAUUAGGGAAAUCCCGCAGUCUGGUUACAUAUCAUUGAGCAGAAGAAAAGACUUACUUUCGCGGAUUACCUGGAAAAUAUAUGCCAUCUGAUUACCAACGACUCUUCACUGUAUGCUCUGAAGUGCAGAUGUUUAUAACCUGUGUGGAGUAAAGUGGUGUGAAGCAAUAUACGACUAUAUAUGUUAAGAAUGUGUCCUACCUCAGCAACAGAGAUGGAAAACAGCUCGCCAUCAGACAGCAUCUAUGAAACCUAUGAAUUUAAGAUGCUAAUGGUCUAUGUCCAGCGUAGGAGGCCUACAUUAGACUCCCCAGAUGGCAAGAAAAUAGAGCAAGCAGAUGCAGCUGGUGAGGAGAACAAGCAGAAAGGUUCAGCAAAAAAACAAAAGAAAUGGAAAGGUUGGAAGAAACUUCUUCCCAAGUGUGUGACGUCACCUGAUGUAGUUGUUGGCCAUGAGGAAGAUGCAAUAGCAAACCGGAUGCUACAAAAAGAGGAUAACUCCGAAAAAGUUGCAGAAAAACUUGGAGAGAUUCUUAAUUCAAAUGAUCAUUUCAAGAAUUUGUCACUAUCUUUGGAAAGUCUUGAGACAGAUGGAAAUGAAGAUGAAGAGCAGGACGUGAUCCAGAAAGUCGUGAACCUAAUAAGAGAGUCUGGCGACCAACUCAAUGAACGGAUUAAAGAAGACAAAAGAAUUGAACAGUGCUUAACUGAGACGUUUACAUACAGCCUAUUUAAAAAUGUACUUGAUUUGUUUUUCAAACAAUCAAUGAAUGUCAAGGAUGAGGUUAAGAUUGCAUACACUGCUGAACUCACAACAAAAUUUUGUGCAAUUGACCAUCAUCCCAUGAAUAUGGUAUUAGGAUUUGGAGCCAAGUAUUUGCAAGAUAAUUUUAGUCAAUGGAUUCAGAGUCAUGGUGGAUGGGAAAAAGGGUUGCAGAUCACUGAUGAGGAGGAGGUUGAAUAAGCUUUUCUUCUAACUUCAUCUUUAAUUAAUUUCAUAUGCUUCCAUUCUGUUCUUUUAAAGUCCUUUGUGUUUUUUCAGUGCUAAAGAGACGAUAAACCCUAGUGGCAAGCACAAGGAAAGCAGUCAGAGCCAAUGGAUUCUACAGCUAUACCAUCUACUGUACUUUUAUCCAUUUCAUUACCUUGCUUGCUGACAAAGAACACAAAAAAAAACACAACAAGCUUCCUAACAACUUUAAAAGUCUGUAAAAUAAGUUAUAAAAAGAAAGACUUUUUUCUAUAGUAUUUAGUCUUCUGAUGCUGUUGGACAGACUAAAGAAUCUUUUAGACUGUGAUUAUAUUAUUAUUAUGUUAUGUAGAAUACCCAGAGGGGACUGGCCGGUCUCAUGGUCUGGAAUCCCUGCAGAU
Molecule: messenger RNA, 1411 nt
Organism: Polypterus senegalus (gray bichir)
Lineage: Eukaryota; Metazoa; Chordata; Cladistia; Polypteriformes; Polypteridae
Product: apoptosis facilitator Bcl-2-like protein 14
Exons: 7
Coding region: 222-1004 (260 amino acids)
Biological process (GO): regulation of apoptotic process
Source: RefSeq, a predicted model, not a curated record